AGGAGAACCUGUUCUUCGACUUGGGUGGAAUGACAUUUAACUGACAGAAGCAUCGAGGUAGAAAGAGUCGUAGGAGUACGGAGGCUGAACAUCACCUGCUGCUCUUCAGCUGGACAGAGUUCACAGCAUCCCAAGGUUAUAACGAAGACCAUUUUCAUGAUAUCUAUGCAGCUGUAAAUGUAUAAUGGAGAACAUGGACGGGCGUGGUCGGAGCAGAAGCUUCUCUGAAAACUUAGUCCUGGGUGAUUCAGAGAAAGGAGGAGUGGUCAUUGCUGACAUCAAAGAUGGCUCUUUUGCUGAUAGGAGUGGGUUGAAAGAGGGAGAUGAAAUUGUUGGUGCCACCAUUCACUUUGACCACCUGAAGAAAAAUGAUGUGGAGAAGUUGUUGAAACUCAUUGAGCCAUUUGAUAACCAAAUGCAAGUUCUGAAAAGAGAAGACCUGAAAACCAGCUUGAGCCUCAGUUCAUUAAAUGCCCAGAACAAAGUUCCUGAAGAUAUGCUCAAGGAUUCAUACAACAAACUCUACAAAAACAAGGUCAAAAAAUUCCUGAAGCCAGAAUCGUCCUUAUCCGGUACAGAUGAAGAUCUGUCUGUUGAGCUCAAUAGCUCUGGUGGACAACUGAAUACCCCAAGGGCUGGACUUAAUUUGGAAGGUACCACUUUAAAUGGGGUGUUGCCCAGCGUGAACCCAAAAACACCUGGGGUAGACCUGAACACUAGCCUCAAGUCCCCUGAUGUCAAACUGUCAGCUCCAGAUCUGCACGCACCAAGGAUCAGUCUGCAGGGAUCAAACCCUGAUGUCCGUCUGCCUGGUGUGACUCUAAACCAACCAGCGUUUGACACCAAUCUCAGUUUACCAAGUGAGAGCAUUAAGGGACCGCGGUUCACAAUGCCAGCUGUUGGGAUGUCUGGGCCGAAACUGAAAGGAGCUGACCUGGAUGGAACUUUCAGAAACCCCGAACUUAAUAUCCCAGAUCCAAAGCUCAAUGGCCCAGAAGUCAACUUGCACUCUGAGCUGCCACGUGGAAAAAUGGACAUCCAAACUCCAGGUGCUUCUCUUGAUCUUGGGAAGCCCAAUGUCGGUUCAAAUGACCUACAUUUUAACCCUCCAAAAUUCAAAAUGCCCCAAUUUGAUUUGCCUAAUAUCAAACCAAAGACACCAGAUCUGAAUAUGUCUGCUCCUAAUCUGAAGGCAAAUGUGCAAACUCCCCAUAUAGAUGUCAAAGGUCCAAAAGCAGACCUGAAAACUCCAGAUCUUGACACUGAGGCACCCUCUGGAAAAUUCAAAUGGCCUACAUGGAAGGCACCAAAAUUUGGACUUUCUGGACCCAAGGUAAAAGGACCUGAUGUUGAUGCUAGUGCAGAUCUGAAGACACCUGACUUGAGUCUUUCAGCACCUAAGAUUAAAGGUGACCUCAAAGCUCCAGGUGUAGAUCUGAGUUUGCCCAAAGCUGACCUCAGUGGCCCCGAUCUUCAUUUGAAAGCCCCAGAUGCUGACAUAGAUGCCCCAUCAGGAAAGCUCAAAAUGCGGACUUUAAAGAUGCCCAAGUUUGGUUUGUCAGGACCAAAGGUGAAAGGACCAGAUAUUGAUGCAGACCUGAAGGCACCUGACUUGAGUCUUUCAGCACCUAAGAUUAAAGGUGACCUCAAAGCUCCAGAUGUAGAUCUGAGUUUGCCCAAAGCUGACCUCAGUGGCCCCGAUCUUCAUUUGAAAGCCCCAAAUGCUGACAUAGAUGCCCCAUCAGGAAAGCUCAAAAUGCGGACUUUAAAGAUGCCCAAGUUUGGUUUGUCAGGACCAAAGGUGAAAGGACCAGAUAUUGAUGCGGACCUGAAGACACCUGACUUGAGUCUUUCAGCACCUAAGAUUGAAGGUGGCCUCAAAGCUCCAGAUGUAGAUCUGAGUUUGCCCAAAGCUGACCUCAGUGGCCCCGAUCUUCAUUUGAAAGCCCCAGAUGCUGACAUAGAUGCCCCAUCAGGAAAGCUCAAAAUGCCGAAUUUAAAGAUGCCCAAGUUUGGUUUGUCAGGACCAAAGGUGAAAGGACCAGAUAUUGAUGCGGACCUGAAGACACCUGACUUGAGUCUUUCAGCACCUAAGAUUGAAGGUGGCCUCAAAGCUCCAGAUGUAGAUCUGAGUUUGCCCAAAGCUGACCUCAGUGGCCCCGAUCUUCAUUUGAAAGCCCCAGAUGCUGACAUAGAUGCCCCAUCAGGAAAGCUCAAAAUGCCGAAUUUAAAGAUGCCCAAGUUUGGUUUGUCAGGACCAAAGGUGAAAGGACCAGAUAUUGAUGCGGACCUGAAUACACCUGACUUGAGUCUUUCAGCACCUAAGAUUGAAGGUGGCCUCAAAGCUCCAGAUGUAGAUCUGAGUUUGCCCAAAGCUGACUUCAGUGGCCCCGAUCUUCAUAUGAAAGCCCCAGAUGCUGACAUAGAUUCCCCAUCAGGAAAGUUCAAAAUGCCAACUUUCAAGAAGCCCAGGUUUGGUUUUUCAGGACCAAAGGUGAAAGGACCAGAUAUUGAUGCGGACCUGAAGACACCUGACUUGAGUCUUUCAGCACCUAAGAUUGAAGGUGACCUCAAAGCUCCAGAUGUAGAUCUGAGUUUGCCCAAAGCUGACCUCAGUGGCCCCGAUCUUCAUUUGAAAGCCCCAGAUGCUGACAUAAAUUCUCCAUCAAGAAAGUUCAAAAUGCCGACUUUCAAGAUGCCCAAGUUUGGUUCGUCAGGACCAAAGGUGAAAGGACCAGAUAUUGAUGCGGACCUGAAGACACCUGACUUGAGUCUUUCAGCACCUAAGAUUGAAGGUGGCCUCAAAGCUCCAGAUGUAGAUCUGAGUUUGCCCAAAGCUGACCUCAGUGGCCCCGAUCUUCAUUUGAAAGCCCCAGAUGCUGACAUAGAUUCCCCAUCAGGAAAGUUCAAAAUGCCGAAUUUUAAGAUGCCCAAGUUUGGUUUUUCAGGACCAAAGGUGAAAGGACCAGAUAUUGAUGCGGACUUGAAGACACCUGACUUGAGUCUUUCAGCACCUAAGAUUGAAGGUGGCCUCAAAGCUCCAGAUGUAGAUCUGAGUUUGCCCAAAGCUGACCUCAGUGGCCCCGAUCUUCAUUUGAAAGCUCCAGAUGCUGACAUAGAUUCCCCAUCAGGAAAGUUAAAAAUGCCGAAUUUAAAGAUGCCCAAGUUUGGUUUGUCAGGACCAAAGGUGAAAGGACCAGAUGUUGAUAUUGAUGCAGACCUGAAGACAACUGACUUGAAUCUUUCAGCACCUAAAUUUGAAGGUGACCUCAAAGCUCCAGAUGUAGAUCUGAGUUUGCCCAAAGCUGACCUCAGUUGCCCUGAUCUUCAUUUGAAAGCCCCAGAUGCUGACAUAGAUUCCCCAUCAGGAAAGUUAAAAAUGCCGAAUUUAAAGAUGCCCAAGUUUGGUUUGUCAGGACCAAAGGUGAAAGGACCAGAUAUUGAUGCGGACCUGAAGACACCUGACUGGAGUCUUUCAGCACCUAAGAUUGAAGGUGGCCUCAAAGCUCCAGAUGUAGAUCUGAGUUUGCCCAAAGCUGACCUCAGUGGCCCCGAUCUUCAUUUGAAAGCCCCAGAUGCUGACAUAGAUUCCCCAUCAGGAAAGUUAAAAAUGCCGAAUUUAAAGAUGCCCAAGUUUGGUUUGUCAGGACCAAAGGUGAAAGGACCAGAUUAUUGA
Molecule: messenger RNA, 3676 nt
Organism: Anguilla rostrata (American eel)
Lineage: Eukaryota; Metazoa; Chordata; Actinopteri; Anguilliformes; Anguillidae
Product: neuroblast differentiation-associated protein AHNAK
Exons: 6
Coding region: 185-3676 (1163 amino acids)
Biological process (GO): regulation of RNA splicing
Cellular component (GO): cytoplasm; nucleus
Molecular function (GO): protein binding
Source: RefSeq, a predicted model, not a curated record